Messenger RNA from Caenorhabditis sp. 36 PRJEB53466, 1157 nucleotides. The record is from the annotation of a GenBank genome assembly. NCBI's taxonomy places the organism in Eukaryota, Metazoa, Nematoda, Chromadorea, Rhabditida, Rhabditidae.
AUGGGUAGUAAUCAGUCGCGAAAUCAUCCACGAUUCGAUACUUGCACAUGGGACACUUUUAUCGAGAACAUAAGAGAAAUUAACAGAAGGUGAGUCAUUUUUCGUAUAUUUAGACUAAUUUUUGCGUUCCAGUUACCGCAGCCUACUCGUGGAAAACGGAGAAUACUUGACUUUUGCGCUCCGACGUGAAGCGAUGGAACGAGGGCCGUAUGAGGGCUGGCAGAGGGAAAUCGAGAUUAUUUGCUGCAAGGUUCGUCGCAAAAUCAUUAUUUUGCUGAAUUAUCACAACAAGUUUUCAGGUAAACGUCAAGAGCAAAUCUGUGAGAACCAUAAAGACGUUGACGUUUCGUGAAUUUUCGUCGGCGUAUGAUCUUCAAAAAGUAAUGCUCACAAAAAUGGAAUCGCAUGCAACUGCAGAUCCGAUGACAACGACCCAGUUCAUAAUGACACAGACGUGAGUUUUUGUUCGACAAAUGUGCAAAACAAAAAAGCACUAGGGAUCUCAGGUACGGAAAACUAAAGGAAAGAUGCGAAAAGGGAAAACCCAGACUUUUCGGGGCCGGGUCGCGCCGGUGUCUAGACAUUGGCAACCUUGCAAUGAAAAUUCGACCAUGCCAUCAUUUUUGUGUGUUGUUUUUCAAUUGGCCGAGGUGUGAAACCUCGGCCGCAUGGCCAGGAGAGAGGGAUUGCCACGUUUUGCAGGGCUAAUAUCUCUCGAGUGAAUAAUCCGAACGGUCCGAAACUUGGACCUGAUAUACUUUAAUUCAAUUCGGGAAAACGAUUUUGUACUUGUCGCAAAUCCCCCACGUGUAAUCUGUUUCCUGAGUAUCAUUAUUUAAUCUUGUAUUUUCAGAUCCGACGUGGAGGGCAAUUGCAUUAUUUGCAUGGAGAACCUCAACGACGUAAGCUAGAACUUUUUCUGAAACCUAACAAUAGUCUAGUCUUCAAAAUUUUAGACCCUUCUCCCUUGUCUUCACUCGUUCUGUAUAAGGUGUAUCAUCGCCGAACACGAAUACCGCACAGACUUCUCAUGUCCAAUUUGCAAGACGAAAUGCGCCAAACCGAUCGAAUCAUCAUGGGAAGUGCCAGAUGUGCCGGAUCAGGAAGAGGUCAAGAGUUAUUUGAAGGAGAUUGGCGGCGGAUCGACUUUCUCGUAG